Molecule: messenger RNA, 324 nt
Organism: Sphenostylis stenocarpa
Lineage: Eukaryota; Viridiplantae; Streptophyta; Magnoliopsida; Fabales; Fabaceae
Source: the annotation of a GenBank genome assembly
AUGCUAUUUCUUACCCUACUCAAUCAUACUUUGCCUUCUGGUGCAAAAUUACUUAAAGAUACUACUAAAGUAUCCGAGUUGUCUGGUAAUGAGCCCAAGAGUAGGCAUGCUUGCAUCUCAUCUUCAAGAGUUAGGCUUGCUGAAAUUAAUUGCGUGACCAGGCCUUCAAAGUCAUUCGGGUGCUCCGCUACGGAUCGUCCCUCUUUCAGUUUCAAAUUCAUGAGUUUCCGCUUCAUGAAUAUUUUUUAUUGUGCAUUCUUUGUCUCGUACAUACUCUCUAGUUUCUUCCAAAGAGUUUGGGGAUUUGUUUCUUUGGAUACUUGA